This is a messenger RNA of Suillus clintonianus, 1782 nucleotides long. RefSeq names its product aspartic peptidase domain-containing protein. Gene Ontology annotation, molecular function: aspartic-type endopeptidase activity. The record is from RefSeq and is a predicted model, not a curated record. The transcript is spliced from 10 exons. The coding region runs from base 173 to 1558 and encodes 461 amino acids. NCBI's taxonomy places the organism in Eukaryota, Fungi, Basidiomycota, Agaricomycetes, Boletales, Suillaceae. Gene Ontology annotation, biological process: proteolysis.
GGCAGCUGCGGUAAGCUGCGGAACAAAUGCGCAGUGAGUGCACCAAUAUUUAUUUCAGGACACUCGGCUGGCUGGCACCCCAUACAUUUAUCAUUCCUCAUUCUCCACUGGCUUGUAGUCUCCCGGCUUGGACCUUCUCUGGUAACUUAACGAUCCACAGCUGAGGCUUGACAUGAUAUCAUUGAUUUUUCUUGCAUCCCUCUUCGCGCUGCCUACGGAUACGUUUGGAGCACCAACAGAGGCAGUCCCAGUUUCUGGUCAAUCCAUCUCCCUUCUAAGGAGGAACCCAUCCCCCCGAGAUGUCACCGAAUGGGGCGCUUUGGCAAAGAGCCAGAGGGACAAUUUGUUAGCAAAGUAUGCUGGCCAGACAACACAAAAAAGAAGCACUGGUUACAACUCGAUUACCGACCAGCUGUAUGAUUCUAGCUACUAUGGUUCAUUGGCUAUUGGUACGCCUGCAAUGUCCUUUGAUGUCAUAUUAGACACGGGCUCUUCUGAUCUCUGGGUCGCUGGUUCUACUUGUGGAACUGCAUGCGGGUCGAGUCCUACAUUCAACCCAUCAUCUUCAUCGACUUUCCAGAACCUCUCUACGGCAUUCGAUAUCCAGUAUGGCUCGGGUUAUGCAGAGGGUUAUGAUGCACAGGACAUAGUGCAGAUGGCGGGAUUCUCUGUCUCCAGUCAAGGCUUUGCUGUUGUGGAUGUAGUAUCACAAAGUUUGCUGACAUCACCGGUCUCUGGCUUGCUUGGUUUGGCAUGGCAAAGCAUAGCAGCUUCAAGCCAGAUGCCUUUCUGGCAGAAUUUGGCCUCCAAUAAUGCCUGGGACUCGGCUCUCUUCGCUGUUCAGCUUACUCGGUAUACAAACGAUACUACUGCCCAGCAACUUGAGCCCGGAGGAGUGCUCAAUCUGGGUUAUACUAAUAGUAGUUUGUACACCGGCUCAAUUGAUUACAUCGACAUUCCCGGAACUCCUUCAUAUUGGUAUAUACCAUUGACUUCAUUGACUGUACAAGGCACCUCGAUCUCUAUUACUUCGGGAACAACUGCUGCUAUUGACACUGGCACGACCAACAUAGCCGGUCCGACUAGCUCAAUUGAAGCCAUCUAUGCACAGAUUCCCAACUCCCAACCAGCAACAGGCGAAUGGGCGGGAUAUUACAGUUUCCCAUGCUCGACGACUGUAAAUGUGGAGCUGUCGUUCGGUGGCGCCACAUGGUCGAUAAGCCCAGCAGACUUUGCCUUUGCGCAAACCAGUUCGUCAGAAUGCAUUGGUGCAUUCUUCGCAGCAGAUACUGGCACUGGAGCCCCCUCUUGGAUCAUCGGCGAUGCUUUCCUGAAAAAUGUCUAUUCCGUCUUCCGCUACAAUCCCCCUUCAGUUGGCUUUGCCAGUCUCUCAAGUGUCUCAAUCGCUGAAAAUGGCGCUGGAGGAACCGUCCCUUCCGCAACCAUUGGCACAGUAUCUGCAUCAGUCACCAACACAAGCGAUGCCCCACGUGGACAUGCACUGAGUACAACAUUAUCUGCUCUCUUCCUGGCUUUCUCGGCGGUGCUCCUCCUUUGAUUUCGCUGCUAGCCGCAUUCGCCUUCAUAAUGAAGGACUCAUCUGUAUUGGACUAACAGACGCUCACGAAAUUGAACGACGCUCACUUGUAAUUAAUGUAGCCAUAUGAUUUGAUCGGGCGUAUAAUGGACAGUUUUCGAUAACCUGUCAUGGAUGUUGACUACAAUCAAUAACUAUACUUGUUGACACUUAAAUAUUGAAGUAGUCUCAGAUAUCGAUGAUCG